Penicillium brevicompactum is the source of this 885-nucleotide messenger RNA. Its product is annotated as putative esterase/lipase. Gene Ontology annotation, molecular function: hydrolase activity. NCBI's taxonomy places the organism in Eukaryota, Fungi, Ascomycota, Eurotiomycetes, Eurotiales, Aspergillaceae. Bases 1 to 885 code for a protein of 294 amino acids. The record is from RefSeq and is a predicted model, not a curated record. The transcript has a single exon.
AUGUCGUUUCUCGCUCGCCUAGUUGAUCAAUGUCUUGCAAUCUUUAUAAGAUUCGUUGUUAGCUUCGGUGCCAACACGUCGUCGGCGCCAGAUGAAGUGCGUCACAUCAAAUCCAGGGACGCUGGCCGAACUAUCAAGAUCCACCUGUAUCGACCUACAGACUCCAGCUCAGAUCCAUCGCCCGUCCUGCUGAACUUCCACGGCAGUGGAUUCAUGUUGCCCUUCCACGGCACCGAUGAUGAAUUCUGUCGCAGAAUCAGCAGUCAAACGCAGCACACUGUCGUGGACGUCCCCUAUCGACUAGCACCAGAGCACCCCUUCCCCGCCGCAUUAAACGACGUCGAAGAUGCCAUUAACUAUAUUCGAUCGCGAACCAAAGAGUUCGACCCCGCCCAAAUCUCUCUAUCCGGUUUCAGCGCUGGAGGCAACCUCGCGUUGGCCGCAACCUCCAGCCUCUUCCCGCGGGACACUUUCCGCUCCCUAUUAGCAUUCUAUCCCGUGACCGAUCUAAGUGCAGAACCGACUUCCAAAUUUGCACCAGUUGCCGGUGGUCGGGCAAUCCCAUUGCCCCUCGCACGCCUCUUCAACCGCUGCUACACUUCGGGGUUUGAUAAGCGGGACCCACGCAUUUCGCCGCACUUUGCCAAGGCCGAUCAGUUCCCACGACGCGUACUCGUGAUCACUGCCGAUGGUGAUUCCCUCGCUCUUGAGGCGGAGGACUUGGCUCAGAGGAUCAAGGCGUUGGAAGCUCGGCAUGUGGUCAGUGAGCGCAUGCAGGGCUGUUCUCAUGCGUGGGAUAAGCGCACGAGGCCCGGAACCCCGCAAUACGAAGCUAAAGAACGGGCCUACCAGUUGGCGGUCAACAUGCUGAAUGAGACUCGCUAA